AUGCAUACUGGUAAAUGGUGGUGGGAUACCCAGAAAAAGCUUGAUCAGCGCGAACCAGGUGCAACCAUCAUUCCGAUUAUUAUUUCAAGUGACAAGACUCAGGUAACAAUGUUCCGGAAUAAAACAGCCUACCCAGUCUACCUUACUAUUGGCAAUAUUCCGAAGGAAAUUCGCCGAAAGCCAUCUCACCGUGCCCAUAUUCUUCUCGCUUAUCUUCCUACUACCCGUCUCGAGCACAUCACCAACAAGGCUUCGCGUCGCCGAACCAUCGCAAACCUAUAUCACGCCUGCAUGGGCCGUAUCUUGGCACCACUGAAGGAAGCUGGCUUGGAUGGUAUUGUCAUGAAAAGUGGAGAUGGUGUCCUGCGUCGUGGUCAUCCCUUGUUUUCUUGCUUCGUCGGUGAUUAUCCUGAGCAAGUCUUGGCUGCAGGAGUCAAAGCCACGGAAUGUCCCAAAUGU
Molecule: messenger RNA, 459 nt
Organism: Suillus clintonianus
Lineage: Eukaryota; Fungi; Basidiomycota; Agaricomycetes; Boletales; Suillaceae
Exons: 2
Source: RefSeq, a predicted model, not a curated record